GUCAUGUCCAAACUUGGCUAGAGCAUCGGCUAAGAAGUUGGCUUCUCGAUGAACAUGUCGAAUGGAACGAAUCUGAAGAUGUUGUGCUAGCUAGGUACUUGAUGUCAUGGAUGAUUGAUUUAACGCGCCAGAGGGUUUGAAUUUGCCAGCCAAAGCAUCAAUGAGGAGUUUUGAAUCGCCUUCAAUGUCCAGAGACUGAAAACCAUGGAUCAAAGCCGCAUCAAAGGGAGAGACCCUCCGCAACUAAGAUGUCCACUAAAGGAAGAGAAGUAGAAGCCGCUAAAACGGGAAGACCCUCAGCAUUUCGUUACGUUAGCGAGUUUAGUACACACCCACACAGUCAGUAUUGGGACCGAGGUGGAGAAACAAUAUUUGUUUAUAUACAAGUGGUGAAGUGGGUCACAAACUCACAAUUCUCAGUCCAGGACAGUAGCAACCAGCAAGUCCCAUUUUGAGAAAGAAGACACUGAAAAAUUCCUCCAAGCGAAACCCUGACAGAGUAUGACCCAAGUCGAAGGAGAGGAGGAGCCACAGAACCCUAAUUCCCAAUUUGAAACACUCACCCUAGAAAUGAAGCCUCAACCCGACUCAAACCAAGACAACCCCGACGCCUUCCCCAUCCGAUCUCCUCGGAGCCGGACCGCCAUAACCUUCGCUCGCAAGAAGCGCAAGAAGACGGGCAGGAAUCCGAAAGCCGCUCAGAAGAAGCUGGAGAUUCUGCGCCAAACCCUAAAGCCAAUCCCCUUCGUCCCCUCCAAAACCCUAGACUUCGAGCGCCACGAGGAGCUCCUGAAGCGGCUGGGCUUGUGGGACUUCGUCCACAUCAAGUUCGAUCGGAGCAUUAGGGCUGAUCUCCUCGCCCAAUUGAUCGUCAACUUCAACUCCCAGCAGCGGUGUAGCUACGUCAACGAGCUUAGGAUUCUUGUCAACCGGUCCGAUCUGGGACGCGCAUUGAAGCUUCCGGUGACGCUCAAGUCCAAGAAGAGCGCCGUGGAAGAUGCCGGCGAGGAGCAGCCGCCGGCGUCGGAGGAGUCGAUAGCUUUUCUGGAGGAUUUGGUUUCGAAUUGGAUGCUUUUGCACGGGGAUAUGUGGAUGAUGCCCAGCGAGGUGUUGGGUUAUACCAAAGCAAUCAAAGAAGGUCAGUUUGGGAAGGUGGACUGGGCUGGUUUGGUUUGGUACAUGGUGAAUGAGGAGCUAGGUAAGGCCACGCAGUUGGAGAAUUGUUACUAUGCGUCGCAUUUGCAGCAUUUGAUCAAGUCGCAGAAGGAGGAUUUGUUUUCGGUGAAGCAAGAGUCGAAAGUGGAGAUUGAUUUGAAGGAUGAUGAUGAGGAAGAAGAGGAAGAGGAUGGUGGUGGGGAUGUGAAAAUGGAUGAUGUUCAGGGAGGCAGAUUGGAGGAGAAUGAUAUUAAGUUGUGUCUCGGGCAAGAAAAUGUGACCAAAGUUGAGGUUGAGCACGAAAACUUGGAGAAAGUUGAUGUCGAGCAAGAGAAUGUGGAGAAUGUUGAUGAUGAGCGAGAAGAUGCGGAGAAAGUUGAUGUUGGGAAAGAGAAUGUGGAGAAAGACGAUGUCGGGCAAGAGAAGGUGGAGGAAGUUGAGGCUGAGCAAGAAAAUGUAGAGAAAGUUGAUUCUCAGCAAGGAAAUGCGGAGAAAGUUGACGUUGGAGAAGACAAUGUAGAGAAAGGUUGUGGUGAAACAGAGCGGGUUGAGGUUGAGGUCCAGGAUGAGGAUGUGAUGGAUUUUGAAGAAUUUAAGGAGGCAGAGCCUGCCCAAUGGGUUUUGGCUGGGAAGGACAAUCUAGGUGAGCCUUGUUUGCAGCGGUGUAAUCUCGGUGGUAUUAAUGAUCUUGGUUGUGGGGAUGAGAGAAAUAAAAAUAUGGAGUUGGGAGAAGGAGUAGGUGAAGAAGAACAAGAAGAUGAUGAAAUAGAAGAAGAGGAAGAGGAGGAUGAUGAUCAGGAGGGUGGUUUCCACCUUUUGCCUAAAGGUUUUUCUUUAGAGGGGUUUCCUUCAGGAAAUCUUACUCAGGGUAUGGAUGGUAUGCCACUGCGUGAUCAUUUUGGCAUAGAAUUUCCUUCUCCAAGGGACCUAAUGCUUCCCGGAAGUUCUUCCAUUUAUGGUAAUGGUCCCAAGAGAGAGAUUAACCAUGAGAAUGAUAAUUCUCAUCAUGGUCUCAAUGGUAAUAAGAGGUUGAGGACAGAAGGCUCUUGGGAUAGUAAAAUGUCUGGUGACUUUGAGACAGGUAUGGAUCAAAUACAGCAGUGGAUGGGGAGAGUGGAGGAUAUGCAGCAGUGGAUGGGAAAAGCUAGGAUGAUGUAUGCAGCAAAAGAACAGGAGUGCCAACAAGCUGCAAAUAACCAGCAGUAUUUUAUGCAAGAGUUGCAGAGAAGGGAUGAGAUGAUUGAGCACUUGCAUAAGGCCAGGUUUGAAGAGCAGCAAAAGUUUCAAACAGAGAAGUUUAGGUUUGAGCAUGAGGUCCACUUGAUGAAAAAUCUCUUGGACGGCUAUAGGAAAGCUUUAAAGGCAACACAAAAGGCAUUUGCUGAACAUAGAGCACAUUGUCCACAGGCUGUUGAGCCACUCUACAGGGAUGUUCCGGGAUCCGGGGGCCUUGUUUUAAGCACCACAGAACUGGAAAAGCUACGCAUAAAGCAAGAAGAAGAAGAGAGGAUGAAUAGACUGGCGAUUGAAACGAUGAUUAAGGACUUUGAAGCUGGGUGGAGUAGUGAAUAUGAAGCACACCAAAAGAGUGUUGAAUUAGCUAGUAGCAGGUUGAUGGAUGUUGAGAAGGAAGUGAAACUUCUCAAGGAAGGCCUUUUAAAACAGAGGCUUCCAGAAACACAAGAAUCUCCAAAUGAAUCAUGAGAUGCUCGUGUCUCCCUUUACUUUACCUGUCUAGUCAAGUAGUUCUCUUGCAAGGCGCAAGAAGUUCCUGUUAAAUGUCAGUGAUUUGCUGUUGGAACUGUGUGAGAAGAUUUUGUGGAAACUCUGAUGAGGAGGGUUGAUCUAAACAGACGAAACUUUCCUGUGUGAUUUUUUCUGAUGGAGGGUCCUGCAAAAUGCAAACUAUGCAUCAAAGGCUGGUUUGAUGGAUGCGGAUGCAUUGUAUGGGUUGGCUACUUCUAAUUAAGUGGUAAUAGGCUUAACAGUAGAGGUCAUAUAGUAGCUUAAUAUUAGGAUCCUUCUCCGUAUCGGGAUAUGCUUCUAAAUUCUAAUGUUAACUAGAUGUUUGCUUCCUUGUUGGGCAUCACUUUGCAUGAGAUUAGAAGCAUUAUAUUUGCUAAUGAACUAUGAAAUAUCUUUAGUUUAUAUUAUGCAGUCAGUGAUUUGGUCUUAUCUAUUCUAGCAUACACAGUCGGGAGAUGCUUGGUGAGUCAUUUAUUGUUUUACAUUCAUAUGUAAAGCAGAUACAGCUUUUAUUAGCAAGUUAAACGGUCAACUUUGCUCCAUUGCAGUGUUAAUUCUAAGUUGAUUUGUGUCGUUAUAUGAGAUGAGACUGAUACCCAUUUUCUUGUUUAUUUGUAAGUAUUACAUACCAGUUAUGAACUAAUGACUUGGUAAGUACUGUUGGCCUUUGCUGCUGAAUCCCCUAUCUGGCAUCGAAUUUUCUUGCAGUCACCUCCACUUUAUUGGCACCUGCUUUUUAUAUAUCCUGUUGUAUUGGCAUAUAUGAGACCCAGUUGUCUGUGCAUGCUUCCAUGCAUGCAAUCUAAGUACCGAAUUACUCUUUUUUUGCACCUCACAAGAGAUAUGUUUGAUGUAAAAUGAAUUCUACUUACCUACCUACUGGAGUUAAUCCAUGUAAUUGGGUUAAUAAUUCAGUUACUCAUAA
This is a messenger RNA of Rosa rugosa (rugosa rose), 3826 nucleotides long. RefSeq lists its product as uncharacterized. The record is from RefSeq and is a predicted model, not a curated record. Lineage: Eukaryota; Viridiplantae; Streptophyta; Magnoliopsida; Rosales; Rosaceae. The transcript is spliced from 2 exons. Bases 502 to 2859 code for a protein of 785 amino acids.